Molecule: messenger RNA, 1518 nt
Organism: Physella acuta
Lineage: Eukaryota; Metazoa; Mollusca; Gastropoda; Physidae
Molecular function (GO): GTP binding
Source: RefSeq, a predicted model, not a curated record
GCAAGCCCUAUAGUUAACGCGUCACUGAUUGGUUGAUUUUAACUGCUGUGUAGCGAGAUACACAUUUUGUUUUGUGUAUUGAAAAGUUGAGUGAGGAAAGUCUAACUACUCGUGUUUGACAACUGGAAUCACAAUGCCUAAAAAGUUACCCAAAGAGCCAAAGAUUUUGUUGUUGGCUGGGAGAGGUAGCCUGGGUAAAAGCUCAACCGGCAACUCAAUCGUUGGUAAACCUGUUUUUAAAGUUGACGCCGGGCUUGAUCAAACUUCUUACGAGAUCCUGGCGCACCAAACGGACGAUAUGAUUGUUAUUGACGGCUCCGGCAUUGGGGAAAUUAUCGACGAUCUGAAAAUUAGUCGGGAAUCGCUGGUGGAGAAUAUAGAGUCAUAUUUCAGCGAGUACAACGUAUGGUUUACGGCACUGAUUCUUGUAUAUAAGUACGGAACACGAUACACAGCGCAGGAACAGAAAGCUGUAGAGAUGUUGAAGUCACUGUUCGGUCAAGACGUUUUGAAAAAAUGGGGCGUGGUUUUGUUCACCAAUGGUGACCAGUUUGAGGAGCCGUCCACGUUUCAUGAAUGGUGUGGUCAGCAAGAGGGUCGGAUAGUUGACCUGAUGAAUGAAUGUGGGCACAGGUUCGUUUUGUUUGAUAACAAGACUCAAGAGGCUGAUCUGAAGAAAGAACAACUUGAUAAACUUAUGGAGGAAGUGGGGAAAAUAUCCAGCCCAGGAUACACGAUGAAAAACUACAAGAAAAAAACAACUUCGUGCAGAAGAAUAUGUAUUUAUUCUGUUGUUGCUGUAUGUUUAAUUGUCUUCAUUGUGGUUGUUGUGCUUGUAAUUUGGCUAUGAUUUAAUGUCGAUUAUACCAGUUGCACGAAAUAUUUGUAUUUCAUUUCAUGUCGUUUGUUUCAAAUAGUUGUCUAUUUAAUUAAAUUGUAAAGUUUUUAUUUAAUCUACUUGAAGUUGUUAUUUUUAUGCUUCGAUAAAGCAAAUAUUUAUUUAGUAGUAAUUAUUUUACCAAUGCUAGUUGAAAAUGUAAAUUAUAAUUGGUAAAGAUCUUUCAAAAUUUAUCGCUUUUUGCCAAAGACUUUCAACAUCUCUUAUCUAUUAUAUUUGUAAAUAUGUAUCUUCUUAGACAUAACCAUAUUUUCAGUUUAUUUUAUAAAAGUUCUUUAUUCGAUAUCAAUUUUUUUUUAAAAUUCUAUACAUUAUUAUAUGCCAUAUUUUUUAUUUCAUUAGAUUAUUCCAAUUUUGAAUGGGUGUCGUAUAGAAUCGCCAAAACUUUAUAUGACUGUGGUUACUAAAUUAUUACAAUGUGUUGUUUCACUGUUGGCUAUUUUUGCUGAAAACAUGUUUCUUUAAUCAUAAUAGCAAUGAAUAAUGCUACAACUGUAAUGUUUUCAAAGUUUUCAGAUAUCUUCAGUAAAUGAUGACAUUCAUUAUGAAUACCAAUCAGUAAUUAGGUGGUUAGUGGGACAGUAGCCAUUCAUUAAGGAUGAAAUAUGUGGGGUAGCGGC